Molecule: messenger RNA, 459 nt
Organism: Dibothriocephalus latus
Lineage: Eukaryota; Metazoa; Platyhelminthes; Cestoda; Diphyllobothriidea; Diphyllobothriidae
Source: the annotation of a GenBank genome assembly
AUGCAAUUCGUGCAAGCAUUGUCAGGUCAAAGAAAACAGUUAGUAGACAAAGAAAAAGAUCGCAUAGAGGUUGAAGAGGCUCAGCUGAGUGACUGCUCAAGAAGACUCUACGCGGGAGGUGUCAUAAGCGACCGUGGCUUCGAGAGCCUCCGACCAGUAGGCACACAAAUCCCCCGUUUGUGUGGUCUACGAAUAAUCCAUAAGGAUGGUCUGCCAGUUCCACCGAUUCUGGACAUUCGCAAUUCACCGUAUCAUGCGAUAGCGAAAUGGGUGGCGGCGAAACUCAAGCCUUUGCAGCAUCAACUGGCACCACGGAGCUAUCGAGAUACGUUUGACUUUAUCGAUGAUAUCAAAGAUGUGAACUUAAACGGCAUGAUAAUGUUCUCCAUAGACGUCUCCUCGCUGUUAACAAACGUCCCGGUUAUCGAGACAGUCGAAUACAUCUGCGAAUUCCCAUAA